UGUAAAAAAUUAUACAUUGAAUUUAUAUUAUUUUGCUUAAUACUUGACAGUGUAUAAAAUAUGGAGCAAUUAAAAUUAUUUGAAAGUGAUUGUGAAUCAAAUUUACAAAACAAUUUUCUGACUACACCUUGUCGAGUUCAAAAAAGGUUAUUUAUACCAUGUAGUAGUUCUAGUAAAAGAAGUCUAUUUCGAGAGGAAAAAGAAAACGAAAAUAUCUCAGAAACUGAUUCUGAUUUAGGACCUAUGUCCCCUUUGGCUCUUACAGAUCAUAGCAGUUGCGAUAGUUCACCAGGAAGGCAGUUUAUAUCUCCUUUUGCAACACCUGAAAAAAUAUCAAUGAUUUCAAUAUCAAAUUAUGAUCAUUUAAAACAAACAUCCAUAAGAAAUGACUAUGAUGAACUUGUAUCAUCAUCCAAUUCAGUGAGACAAUUUAUUAAAUCUGCUAGAUUAUAUCAAAAGUCAAUAUGUAAAAUUUCUGCAGAAUCAAAAUUAUGUAGAUUUAAUAUAAAUUCUGAAUUGGGAACUACUAUAACUACGGAUUCAAAUAUUCAAACUGAUUUGGAAAAUGAUGUAGUUCCAGAAACACCUAGAAAGGAAUUUAAAUUUAAUGAUCAAGAAUCAUAUAAUUUAGAAUUACCUCAUAAACAAAGAAAUUCAGAUUACAGAUUAAGUGUACCCUUAGAAUCAAUAAAUAAAAGUAUUCCAGUUCCUAGAAUAUAUAAACGAAAACCUUUAAAUUCUUGUGAAUUUGAUAUAAAUACAUCACCAGAAAUAAAAAAAUGUAUUAUAAAAAAUCAUUGUGAAAAUUUAUUAUAUGUGUCAAAUAAUAAGUAUCCACAGAAUAAUGAGUUGCCUUUGAUACCUAAAGCUAGAACAGCAUUGUUUCAAGAAAAUAAAAUUAUAACUAAAAAUAAAAAAGAAUUUACGUUAAAUCCAAGAUCAUUUUAUGGUUCUAAAGAUAAACCAUUUAAGUCUGCUGAAAUGGAAUGGAGAGAACCGCAAUCUGAUUUUAAAAAAAGACGAAACUUACCAGCAUAUAGCUUUAUACAAAGACGAUUGAUGAAAAAGCAUAAUGGAGAAAUUAAUUGUGGUGUUGGUCAUGGAAUCAGAAGACCAAAAUCAAAACGCCAAUUUUUCUUAAAUAAUGAGAUAAAAGCAAAAAAACAAAAUGAUUCAAACAGUAAAGAUAGCUUAUGUAAAGAAAAUAUAAUUUUUCCAACUGUAACUGUAUCAAAUAAUUAUAAUGAAAAGACACUUUCAAAAGAAAUUGAUCAUAGCAAAAAAUUUUUUAAAUAUAAACUUGGUCAUAAAGCAAUUGUAACAGUCAAUGAUAAUAUAAAACUAAAAGUUACUUUUAAUAAACAAAAAACUAAACAUAUUCAUAAAAAAACUAGAUUAGACAAACAACUUUUUGAUGCUACUGAUCUGUCUGAAGCAUUUGUUGAACCAUUACUAGAAGAAAAUAAAGUAGUUAAUAUUUUAAAGCUUUUAGAAAAUGACUGGGCAGAAGAUAAUGAUGAAGCUAUGGAAACAGCACAGAUAGUUUGCUUAAAGAUGAAUAAAAUAUCACCAAAAAUAUCUAAUACUAUAUUAAAAGAUGUGACAAUGUCUCCAGCUAGUGAACUCAGCAGUAUGGCAUCUGUAAUGAAUAUUGAAGAUAUUACAAUUUGUACAGAUGACAGUAUAGCAAAAAAUACAGAAAUUAUGAAAGUAAAUGAAAUAUCUAAUUCCAAAUUGUAUCCAUUAUUUUCCAAAGGUUAUUCAUCAAAUAUUAUUAAUGUAAAAAAUAAUUCUAAAAAACGUAAGAGAACUACAAGUUGGCAAUUAUCAGUAAAAAGUGGUAAUGUUGAAAAUCAGUAUCAAAUAGAUGCUGGACAAAAAACAUUUGGUAUAAAUCAAUGUAACGAGUGUGGAGUAUUGUAUCAUAUUGGUGAUCCAGAUGAUGAAAAUGCUCAUUUAAAUCAUCACAAUAAUUUUAAAAUUUUAAAAUUCCCAGGUUGGAAAAAUGAGCGGGUAAUUUAUGAAGACUCUUAUAACCUAAGUCAUAUCAUUUUAAUAGAACCCAAGGAUUCUAAUUUACAUUGGAAGAAAGUAAAUGAAAUUUUAGAAAUUGUUGAUAAUGAUUUAGGACUGUCUGAUAUGAAACUUUCAUUUUAUAGAGAUAAGAAGGUCUAUAUGUACAUUAGAAAUAAAACUAUUCUUGGUAUAUUGGUAGCAGAAUAUAUAAAACAUGCAUUUAAAAUGAUACCAGAACUAAUUGAAUUAAACUGUUGUACAUCUGAAGCUACUGAAGUAAAAUGUGGUAUAAACGUUGUUUGGACAGCAUUAAGUCAUCGAAGACAAGGCAUUGCAACUAAACUUAUUGAUAUAUUAAGGACAAAUUAUUAUUAUGGUUAUAUCAUGUCAGUAGAGGAUAUUGCUUUUUCCACUCCCACACUAAGUGGUAAACUCUUUGCUGAAAAAUACACAAAAACUCGUAAUUUUAAGGUCUAUUAAGGUUAAUAAAUUAAAUGUGCAACAGGA
This is a messenger RNA of Ceratosolen solmsi marchali, 2523 nucleotides long. RefSeq names its product Establishment of cohesion (gene eco). Lineage: Eukaryota; Metazoa; Arthropoda; Insecta; Hymenoptera; Agaonidae. Bases 61 to 2496 code for a protein of 811 amino acids. Gene Ontology annotation, molecular function: protein-lysine-acetyltransferase activity. Gene Ontology annotation, biological process: mitotic sister chromatid cohesion. The record is from RefSeq and is a predicted model, not a curated record. Gene Ontology annotation, cellular component: chromatin; nucleus. The transcript has 5 exons.